AGGACCCACCAUAGUAUCUCUCAUUUCGUUUAGCACCCAGCAGGCGCUCAGCUCUCGCCCUUCCCUUCCCCAAGAGCUGACAGACUCUUUCCAAACGAGACUCCCAACCAGCGUCCACCACAUGGCGUGUAUUCUGGGCAGAACUUCGGCCUACCUCUUCCUGAAAGUCUCCGCCCCCAGCCCACCCACGGCAGCCUUCUUUCUCUGAGAAGACCCAAAGAAGUGAAGAGAGAGACUAGGAAACGGCCCUGUGACUUCUCAUGCCCGAAACGCACUCCUCACCACGUCGUUCACCUAAAGCCAGCGCCGCUGCAACCCCUAACUUCUGGUCACAUGUCCCAACGGAGCAUCCUCUCUUCCUUCCUACUCGAUUUCCAACCCAGCCUCCUAAGGUUCCGUUACCAGAAUUCAGUUCCCAGAGCUUUUAAUUUCCUUUCCCGUCCUCCCACCUUCCCUGACGCCUCUGUCACCUCCCCCUCAACGACGCAAAAGAGCCCAAACCAAAAUCCCCUAGUUUAUAUCGAACACUAUCGCUGUGUGUACCAAUUCCUGGACUAGGUCGGCGUAAGAGAGGAAGUAGGGGAAAAAAAUAAAGAGGCGCUCCCCUCCACGUGAUCCCAGCCCUGCCUCUUUAGUGACGCACGCGGCCGGGCGGCUCCAAAGCUGCCGGCUAGGGUGAGCAGCGGAGCGCUUGGGCUUGGAGUAGCAAAGAACGCCCUCUCCCGAGAAAGUAUGGCCACUGCUUAGACAGCCAGGGAAACGUGUGCGGGGACGUGGAGGACCCAGGCUCUCGUGCGAGCGCGGAGUUGGACGUGCAGGGCCGCUGGGGUCACGCGGGACUCUCCCGCCUCCCCUCCGCGUGAGCUCCGGGAUGGUCCGCGCCGGGAGCGCGCGCGAGGCUUGAAGCGCCGGUGAAGCGCGCGGGUCGGAGUGACAGCUGCGCUGCCGGCCCGGCUCCGGUCAGCAACGCGCCAUGGACGCAGAGCUGGCAGAGGUGCGCGCCUUGCAAGCUGAGAUCGCGGCCCUGCGGCGAGCGUGGGAGGACCCACCGGCGCCCUGGGAAGAGAAGUCCCGAGUCCAAAAAUCUUUUCAAGCCAUACACCAAUUCAAUUUGGAAGGAUGGAAGUCUUCAAAAGAUCUGAAAAAUCAGCUUGGACAUUUAGAAUCCGAACUUUCAUUUCUAAGUACGCUUACUGGCAUCAAUAUAAGAAAUCACUCCAAGCAGACAGAAGACCUAACAAGCACUGAGAUGACAGAAAAGAGUAUUAGAAAAGUUCUACAGAGACACAGAUUAUCAGGAAACUGCCACAUGGUUACAUUUCAACUUGAAUUUCAGAUUCUGGAAAUUCAGAAUAAGGAGAGAUUAUCUUCUGCUGUUACUGACCUCAACAUAAUAAUGGAGCCCACAGAAUGCUCAGAAUUAAGUGAAUUUGUGUCUAGAGCAGAAGAGAGAAAAGAUCUGUUCAUGUUUUUCCGAAGCCUGCAUUUUUUUGUGGAGUGGUUUGAAUAUCGUAAGCGCACGUUUAAACAUUUCAAGGAAAAGUACCCAGAUGCCGUGUACCUCUCAGAGGGGCCCUCCUCCUGCUCCAUGGGGAUCCGCAGUGCCAGCCGGCCAGGGUUUGAAUUAGUCAUUGUUUGGAGGAUACAAAUAGAUGAAGACGGGAAGGUUUUUCCAAAGCUGGAUCUUCUCACCAAAGUCCCACAGCGAGCCCUGGAGCUGGACAAGAACAGAGCCAUAGAAACUGCUCCUCUCAGCUUCCGAACCCUGGUAGGACUGUUUGGAAUCGAAGCUGCUCUGGAAAGCCUGAUAAAAUCGCUUUGUGCAGAGGAGAACAACUAGUUCCAAAACAGUGAACGUGGAGGAUGAAGAUGCUGCGCAGAGGAACAUACAAUUUUAUUCAAUAUAAACAUUUGCUAUUUUCUGCUUUGAAACGACACUCUGAAGACAUGCUGUCUAUGCAGUUAUGGCACAUUAUAUGGAAACUCUCAUGACAUGAAAAAUAAAUACAACUAGUUAAGUAUAAAAUGCCAAAUAAAAGUGACAUGUACAAUGUGGUUUAUAAAAAUAAGCUUAACAUCUGAGAAAAUGUACCGAGUGGUUGUGUGUCCUCAGAUGUGUGGGGAGGACCCAUCCCCCCACCCACCGCAGCCUCACACCGAGUCCACCUUGGACAUGGUGGCCACAUUACUCAGCUGGGAAAAGCCACCCUUAUCCUGGUUCCUGCCUCCUGGGGGCUCUGGAGACGGAUGCCUAUGGCGCCUCAUCUUUAAAUUGUCCUUAGCCCAGGGGAGCCACACCCUCGCUCCCUGCCUCCCCCGGUCCGCACAGUGGCACUGUGAGGCAGUCUCAGCAAGUCCUCAUGCUGUUCUUGGUCUUCCACAAGAAAGUGGAGCUGUCAGCUUAAUAACAAGAAUGGCCUAAGACAGCAAAGACAGCACUGUUCCUGGGCUGGGACGCAAGGAAUGAGGUCCUUUAUGAAAGACCCCCUGCAUAGCCUAAGUGCUAUAUCGAUCGUCCCGGAUGUGCCGUAAGAACCAUGACCUCAUCAGUCGCCCAUUUAGCAUUGUUAAGAUCUGUGAACGCAUGUUGUCUCAAACCAAUCAAUCAGGGCCGUCAUGACUACGCAGCAGCAGCAGUUUCCAGGACGGGCCAGAAACGCAUCCACAGCAGUGGCACCCGCGGCUCAGGGGCUCCUCACAGCCCGGGCUGGUGGGAGCCAAGACCAAGACCAGACAGAGUGGGGGUCUCCAUCUGUUUUCUCUUCUCCCUCAAAUACAGGCUGUUUUCAUCGUGUCUAGUCCAGCCCUGUCUGGGCCCUGUGCUAGGCAAUAACUCUUGCAGCCCUGAAGGACCUAGGGAGCCCAGCCCACCUUCCCACGGACUGGGGUUCCCUCACAUGUGCACUUGAACCCAGGACCCAGCAUCCUCCACACACCGUGACAAUGGGCAAAAUCAUCCCAAACAAGGCUGCCCCAGCCCCAGCCCCAGCCCAGCAACAGUGAACUCCCUUGGGUCAAGACAGUACUCAACGGCCACUACCUCCAUGCUUCCCAGAGCCUGUGGCUCAUCCGUGAGCUCCGUGCACUUCACCAAAGCCCCCAUCCCAGCACACAGGACCCGUGUGUAUGAGACAGUGUCAUUCGAAGUGAGAAGAAAACAGUAAAAGUGUCCAGUUAUAUAAGUAUCUUUUUGCACCUCUGAGUGUAGAAUUAGAAGUAAAUAUGACAGAAUUGAACAAUAAAUUCUAGAAGAGUUGCCUUGAUUCAAACAAGUAUAAUUCUCAAGUUAUCACAAAAUUUCCCACAAAAAUUUACAAUCAGCAAAAUAGUUUCCUUAUUUCUCAUGUAUCAUUUUCAUAUAAUUCCAUGGUUUCACUAAUAUUAUAUGUUACAAUAAGCCUCCAUUAGUCCCUCAAAACGAUGAUAUAAAUAAGUCUGUACAACCUAGCAUAGAAUAAAAAACUGAAACCAAGAUUCCCAACAUUUUUCAUAGCAGCCGGGCACACUUUGGUGACCCCAACGAGAACCCUCUCGGCAGCAGCCAGGAGCUGUUCACCUUCCGGAAGCAGGGCCUGUGGCAGCCUGACAGGGAGAGGCCACGGGGCCCAAAAACGCAACACGUCUCAAGGCAAACCUGAGGGAGGAAGAGAGAACUCGCUCCUCAACCACCCAGGACACUGGAGUGUCAGGAAAGCACUGAGCUGUUGGGGCACACUGCCCAGCCCGGCCACAGCAGCUCAGCCAGUCACAGCUCCACCUCCAACUUCUUCUACAGCAGCAAUUUUUAGUGGGAAAGAACAGCUCAUCUCCCCCUCAUGUGAAAGAUUAAAUUGUAAAGCAAAAAAAAAGGUCAAUGCUCGCAUGAGUGGUGUCCAUCCUGACCUGAGUCUUGCGCUCCCUGCUGCCCUGUGUGGAACUGUGGGCUUCAGCACCUCCACAGGGACCCUGAGUCUACACUGCUCAGAAUCGGCAUCUGCACGACCACGAGGUCACGCUGUGCAGCAGGGAACCACCUAAAAACCUGUGUUGAUAUGUGGCUUGCACUGAAAAAGUGACCAUGUAACUCAGCUAGGGGAAGUUCCAGUAGUAUCCAUGUUUUCUUAAAAGUCCAAACUGUAAAAUGUAUGUGACAAUUCAAGUUUUCUAUGUUAGGAGUCUGGUGGUAGCAGAUCCAAACCUUGGGUCUUAGAAUAAGGCUUUUCGCAUUAGAGAAUCAGACAUGAGCCCUGGUUGGGAAGGAAGAACUAUCCAGAAGGUCUUCCCAGGGCUUAACGGACACUUCCAUUUUAAGAGUGUGAGCAGCUUCCUGGGACACAGCACUCACGUCCUACAUUCCUUGUCCAGGAAGAUGUUUCUAGUGCUCUUCAAUUCCAUGUCUCCAAGAGGCAAUCCCACCUCAAAAGGGGUUAAAAGCAAAAACAUUCACAACCAAAGGUCACCCAACACAACAGAAAAUAUCUCUAUCAUUCAGCCUUCACAUUCUAUGUUCAAGUUUCAAAGACACUGCAGGGAAAGAGUUAGACCUUGUGGAGAACUAAUGUGCAAUCUUCGCUUUCCUUGAACCGAGUCGACAUCACGGCAUUGUCUUUGGCAUGUACAGUCUUUGAAUAAUAGUUGACGAUCUUGCCGUCCAGUUUAUACUGAUGGGGAAUGCUCUCGUAAGGCUUGAGGUCAAGGUCCAGCACAGACACGGAGAAGGCAAACCUGGACCUCGAUGAAGGGACGACAGGCCUUUGAUCAGAGCUGCAAGUAAAAAAUACCAUUUCAGGAUACACAAGCCUCCCAUUCAUUUCCCUCCCUCCAGUUCUCUCUCCCUUUCUUCUUUCAACUAGUAUGUUUUUAUGUUUUUUCUUUGACUUCUGCAAAGUUAGAUAAAUCAAUCUCUUUUAAAAGAGAAGUGAAUGGCCUCACACCCCAGCUCACAAAGAGCACUCGUUCUGUGCAUCUGUGAUCUGUGCGUGUGACAGCUGUCUGUGCCGGCUGUGUGCACCAGCGUGCAAAGCUUCCUCGGGCCAGUGCACCCCACCAUACCAGGCGAGAGAGGGUUAAAGGACUGAAAGAUGGAAAAGUAAUUAUGUGGAACAUGUGAGCGAUGUUCCCCCAGCCCAGUGGUAUAAACGAACGCUGAAAAAUCACUUUAUCAUGAGCCAAGUAUUACAAAACCCAAGAAAAAGUAAAAAGUAGGUCUGGCCAUUCCAGCGCCAAAUGGAUGAAAUGUCGACAAGCCUUCUCCUUCUUUGCCUCUCCUGUCUGCUGAGAAAUGCAAGCUCCUUUGGUUCACAUUUGAAGAGAUCUGGUUUCUCAUUUUAUUCUCAAAUUUUAUCUUCAGUCCUUUGUAUUUUGCUUCUCAGGGCUUAGUUUUGUGGUUUUAACUUCAGAAGUCGUGUGCUUAUAACAAGAUGUGAUUAAUUAUUUGCCCUGAAAAACACAUUUAGGAUUACUCCGAGUCCUGAGCUCUGACUGCUAUGUGUCCCGCUUUUCGUCUCAGGGCACUCAGCACACAGCACUCAAGACACUGGCUAAACAAAUGACCUAAGCUCAGUUCAGCCCAAGAGAAGUAUCCUGGGUUCUGGUGUCCCAAUGUUUACUACUCUUCGAGAUUUAGAAAUCAACAAGCCAAACCCCAACUUCAAAAGCUCCUGCUGAGGAGAGGAAAUACUGAUGAGCACGUCCCUGCUCUGACACUGCUCACCACGGCCUUGGCGCUCACUGCUGCCCUGCCCCAGAGUCCUGUUUGUAGGAAAAACGAAUCCCUGACUAAGCUGCUGGGGUAAGUAACUAUUCUCACCUGAAGAGUAAACAGCAAAUAACUCAUUUACAAAUUAAGGUCAUGAGUCUCGCUCCAGAAGCUGGAAUGUGCCUGCAGCUCAUCCCAAGGGGCCACAUUUUAUUGGGAGAACCUCAGAAGCCCAAGGUACUGCUCAGUUCUGAGGCCUGAGACCCAAGCUUGGUGCACCUGGGCUGGAACAGUCACAUCCCCAGCCUGUGACUAGGGCUACAUAUUUUAAAGGACACCCCAAUUUCUCAGAAGCAGCACCUGACAAGACCAUGGGUGUAAAGACAGGAAGGAUGUUCCAGGCAGCUCCCGGGGAGGGUCUGACUACCUGGGUCAACCACAAGCUAGCUCCAUGGGAACCAAUGGCAGUGACCAGCGGGCACCAGCUCCUGACACAGAAAUGCUCUUCUUCCCCCUCAGCACCCCGGAGGCCAAGACUGGGCAAGAGGCCCCAGGGACACACCUGUCCCUUGUGCCACAAGUGUGCCCUCUAGCAGCCUUGGAGAAUGAGGCUCAGGUGGCCUUCUGGCUGCAGGGGGGCUGCCCUUGCCUGGAAGGCCGUUCUCCAGGACACUGACCCGCUGGGGGUUACCGGGGGACCAGCAGCCUCCAAGGGUGCUGGGGAUCGGGGUGGAAAAGCCAAGGCCGCGCACCGUGUUUCAAAUGGGAGGUCGAGAGGAGCAGCAGGGUUUAGGCCGGGAAGCCGUGGCAGCUCUCUCCACAGUUCCAAAUUCCCAAAGGGACAAAGCUCUGCAGCGACAGGAAGGCAGAUACAACUUGAGACAUUUUCCUUUAUGACAGGGCAGAAAAAGUGCAGAGCUGCAGAAGCCUUUAUUUUAGGGGGUGUAAGAAGUUUAAAUGUGGUCAAUCUAUCUGUGAGCUGCAAAUUAAAAGUCUAGGGAUCUAAAUUUAGUCUCAGGUCUACCAGGCAUCUCAAGACGCCAAGAUGACUCAUGAUAAAUCCCAGCCUUAGUUUGUCCCUAGGCCUCUAGAGCACCACAGUUACUGGAACCUCACAGGUGCGGCCACUGCGCGCACCUUCCUGGAAGCAGGCCUAGCCCCACACGCCAUGUUCUCAGAGGAGAAGCCUUCUCUGAGAUCCUCUCCUUUUGUUGAGAAAGGCCUGGCUAGAGUGCUUUGUGCAGGAUGGUGCCGGUGCCUGCACCCUAGGUCUGAGAAGCCAUGUGGCUCAGUGCCUUCAGGACACGCCCUCCCCUCCCCUCCCAGUGUCGUUUCUGCUGAGCAGCUGGUCGUAAGGACCUGGGCCUUCAGCUUUCCCCGUGUGCUGGGUUUCCAUUUUGACAUCACUGACCAGGCACUAAGAGAUUCCCAGGUGUUAGACGAGGUGAGUAACACGUCUGUCCUUCAGCGGCCUUUCACAGCCCACCUGAGCACCCUGCAUCCAAGCACAUUUCCAUUGCCCAGCUGCAUCCUUGGUCCGGGGGGCUGCUGAACAGUGGUAUCUUCGUGGGUUUUCUCUCAUCGAACACCACCAGCUUAAUCGAGCUAAGGAAUUACUCAUAACUUAGCCCUGUAGGUAUUUCCUUAGGGGAUAAUAGGAGUUUUCAACUAAAUAGAACAACCUUUUUUCUACUUCAGUUACGCCUUAUAAUGUUCCUCAGUAUUUCAUAUUGGAAAGUAAACAAUUCUGUGCCUGCCAGGGAACAGGAAUCCUGGGAACUGUUUAGUUCAAAAGCACCGGGAAAAUGAGUGGCUGGGAACUGUUUAGUUCAAAAGCACCGGGAAAAUGAGUGGCUGGGAACUGU
Molecule: messenger RNA, 7542 nt
Organism: Pongo pygmaeus (Bornean orangutan)
Lineage: Eukaryota; Metazoa; Chordata; Mammalia; Primates; Hominidae
Gene: CENPP
Product: centromere protein P
Exons: 8
Coding region: 974-1840 (288 amino acids)
Biological process (GO): CENP-A containing chromatin assembly
Cellular component (GO): chromosome, centromeric region; nucleus
Source: RefSeq, a predicted model, not a curated record